Molecule: messenger RNA, 1549 nt
Organism: Ornithorhynchus anatinus (platypus)
Lineage: Eukaryota; Metazoa; Chordata; Mammalia; Monotremata; Ornithorhynchidae
Gene: C5H8orf58
Product: chromosome 5 C8orf58 homolog
Exons: 7
Coding region: 80-1183 (367 amino acids)
Source: RefSeq, a predicted model, not a curated record
CGCAGUCAGGUGCGGGGGAGGCGCGGGCGGUUGCUUUCCGGCCGCUGCUCCACCGGCUUCCCGGGACCGAACCGGAGCCAUGCUGGGGAGGCGACGCGUCUUCGCGGUGGAACCGGUGGGGAGCCGAGAGUGCGGCGAGGAGCCUUCCUGGAGCUGCCUGGUGCCGGGGGCCGUCAGCGUCUACCGACGGCUGGAAGGAGGAGUCCCUGAACCCCCAGAGCCUCUGGAGCCUCCGCGUGGGGUCGGCCGGCCGAGGAGCCCCCGGGAGCAGGUGCCCCUUCUCAAGCUGGCCUCGAGGGACUCGGGGGUGGAGAUGGCGGUGGGCGAGAGCCCCCCGCUCACCCCACCCAGGUUUUCUCUGGACUCCCUGGAUUUCCGGCCCCGGGGGAGCCCAGAGCCCCCGGCGUCAGAGCCCGCCUCCGAACCGGGCCGGUUCCUCACCAGCUGCAAGCUGGAGCGGGUGGUGGAGCGAUCCCGCCGCUCCCCCGCCACCCUGCCCCGUCGCCGGCGGGUUGGACGGGAGCCCGGGACCACCUCGGAGCUGCCCGGAAGCCCCCGCCCGGGCAGCUUUUUGGCAGAACCCAGCCUAGGGCCCGGCUCAGAGGCAAAAGAGGUGGGGGCUGAGGCCUGGGCCUGCCUCCCGGGCCAGGGUCUGCGCUACCUGGAGCAUCUUUGCCUCGUCCUGGAACGGAUGGCCCUUCUGCAGCAACUCAACCUGCAGCAGCAGCAGCGGGUGGACCCGAGUAAGCCAGAAGAAGAGGAGGAAGAGGAGGAGGAGGUGGUUCCAGCUGGAGCCCCCUCCCUUCAUCCCUCCCGCCCCCGGGCCUGCUCCGUGCUGGGGGCUCGGGAGAAAUCAGGGCCGGCCUUACCUCGGAACCCAGCGGGGCACAGUGCCAGCACCCCAAGCCUGCUGUCCGCCCCGGCCAGGACCGCCCCCUCCCUCUUGACCUCCCACGGCCAGAAAGGUGACAGCUCCCACUGGGACAAGGUCAAAGUCCUGCUCAACAGGAUCCGGCGGAGAGCCCCCCGGGGCUCUGAGCCCCCCCUCGCUCGAGGCUCUUUCGACCCCAGGUCGGAUUUGCGGGAGUUUCCACCGGAUUCCCGUCGCCGCCUGCCCCGGAGGACCUUCCUGCCAGCUUUGGCGGUGAAGAAACACCGAGCGAAGAACCUUUCGGUCCACUGAGGCCCGGCCACCUUCUCCUCUCUGAGAAGGCGGUGCCUCAGUACCACAGGGUGGACCCUGGGUACUCGGGUCCGGGGAAUGCUGGCCGUUUCCCCGGCUUCCAGGGUAUCCGGACGUCCCCCCGGGUGCAGGUCUGCAGGUCCCCUCCCUCGGGGCCUGCCCUGUUCCCAGCCAGGGUGAGAGCUGGUACUCUCCCCCUCUGCGCUGCCCACUCUUCUUUCGAGUGCCGGAUCGCCCCGACCGGAUCCACCGAUGUGAACUGACUUAUUUAUCAGGCUUCCGCGGGCACAUGUGGUGUUGCUUCCCCUCUGGGCCCCGCGGGUCCCAAACGUGUAUUUAUACUGUAAUUACACGGUGUUGGUGUGA